Molecule: messenger RNA, 2756 nt
Organism: Cynoglossus semilaevis (tongue sole)
Lineage: Eukaryota; Metazoa; Chordata; Actinopteri; Pleuronectiformes; Cynoglossidae
Gene: rnf215
Product: ring finger protein 215
Exons: 10
Coding region: 168-1265 (365 amino acids)
Source: RefSeq, a predicted model, not a curated record
UUUUCCGGUUAACGCCGGAAGCUCUACCAUGGCUUGUUUACAUUCUUUCAAAGCUUUGGCGAACAAAACGCUGUCAGGUUUUUAGUAAAAUGUCGACUGACAAUCGUUUAGAACCGGGGAUCCUUCACAGUUUUUAGUUCCUGUUUCCCGCUGUUGUUUGUUGGACCAUGUCUCCGAGUUUCUACUUCCGUUGUAUCUGGGUAACGGUCCCGUUGCUCCUGCUGCGGUGGCCGUGGCUGCUGUUGCUGCCAGCGGCAGCUGAGCAGGUCGCUCAGGUGGAGGUUUUCCUGGAGCAGCGGCCCGGUGUCAACACUGUACUUCAGGGGGAGGUGGUGGAGUCCAGCGGGGACAGCGGCAGCUCCGAGGACCGAGAGGAGCUGGACGGAGAGCUAGUCCUGGUUCAGGAUGAGGAGACGAAGGUGAGUGAAGGUAAAGAGGAGGAUGAUACCAAAGAGCAGGAGCCAUGGAUUGGACUGGUGCCUGUGGAGAUGGAUGAUAACAAGUCAUCCACUGGGAAUCAGGAGUCAUUUGCUGAUGCAGUGGUCAAUAAAGUCAGUGAGAUGAAGCGGGCCUUGGUCCUCGGAGCUUCAGCCCUGAUCAUUUUAGCUCUCAAUCAAAACACCGUCUCUGAGAUGGAUCUGUCACAGGUGCUGUCUAAGCCCAUCAUUGUUAUCCAGACUUCUGAAAAUGUUACUAAGUUGAUUGGGGCUCUACUCAGGGGGCUUCAGGCAACAGCCAAAAUCACAUACAAGACCUUCCUGCGUGACAACCUGGGAGCCACGCUCACGCUGUGGUCAAGCUGCGGUCGAUCGAGGGGCGGACGCUACGGAGAGUGGCAGGGAGUCAUCUGCACUGGAGAAACCAACUCCCAGGUCCAGAAACACCUGAAGCAGUUGUGGGAUACUGUCCUCCUGGUGGCGCUAAUCCUCAGCACUGGAGUCAUCUUCCAAGCACGUUGGCAAUACCAGGACCAACAGCAGAACAAUGACACAGAGCUUCUUCCCAAACAGGACAUUCUGAAGAGAUUGUCGUCUCUAAAGACCAGAACGUUCCGUCAGCCUAAGUCUUGGUGUGACACCAGUCAGCAGGUAGAGGUUGACAGCUGUGCUGUCUGUUUGGAGCCAUUCAACAACAAUCAGUGUCUGCGGGUGUUGCCCUGUCUUCAUGAGUACCACAGAGACUGUGUGGACCCCUGGCUGCUACUGCAACACACGUGUCCUCUGUGCAAACGUAGUAUUUUCAGCAGUGUCUACAGAGACAGUUAACAGUCACCUCCUCACAUCCAUCACUGCUGCAUCAGUGGAACAAAAACCUUUUACUGACCUCGUAAAUUCCUCCAUCCAUUGAUGAAUUGUGGAAACCUCCGAGCAAAAACGUGGCUGUCGGGACUGUGAAGCAGUUGGACUUCAACUUGGACUUUUAGGUAGGUGCGACGUGCAAACGGCAGCAGCAUAAUGUACCUAUGUACCUUUAAAGUACCUACCUAAGUACUGUACUAGUACUGUUGCGUGUUAGCAGUAAAUCUUUCUUGGAUCCUGUUACUGUAUUUUUAAUCACAUAUGCCAGUCUUUACACGUAAGAGUGUGUAUAAACUGAUAACCUAGUAUUAGAGAGUCGGACGUCUGUGCAUGUACUGUACAUUCAGUGAUUAGUGACGACAGUUUAACCGAUUGUUGUCCAACUCAUUUGGUCCUAGUGAUAUCAAUAAGCAACUCAUUACCUGGACUGAUGGUUUUAAACGGUGGCGUCGUCUAGUGUUCAAACCUGUACUUGAAAUGACCUGUUAGUUCAUACAGUAGUACUGUAGUUCUGUAGUAGAGCAAAGUUAACUUUGUCACCUCUGGUAGCAGAUGUGUGGAGAAAAAAGAGGUUUGCACUUUUUUUUUUCUUAACUUGCCUUAUGUCAAAGAGCCUGAACUAAACUUGAUAAUGUUAAAACUGGUUUCUUAGGUUUAGUAAGUGUUGAGUCAGCAGAUGUGAAGUCUCACUUUUUUAAGCUUCGUUUAUUUUUCAUGUAUGGCCACACGAUGGCGCCGUCCAUACUCGUGUCAAUUAAGUGGCAACUGCGCCACUAAAACAUGACGUGACAGAAGCGAAAAGACUACUUUCACAAAGACAAGUAUGUAGUUUCCAUACUUACAAAGCUAAGCUAAAAAUAAGUCAACUGAAUAAUUAAUAAUUACUUGGAUUCUGCUUUAUACAUAUAUAUAUACACACACAUUUUCUUUUUUAAAUGAAUGAAUUCUUAGAUCAGUGUAAAAAAAAUUUCGACUAAUGCGCUGCAAUGAUGUAUAGUCCAGGUAAAAUGAAUGAGCAAGACCCAAAUGUGGAACCAACUCCAACCACAUCGUCCUCAUGAAGGAAAUCAGAAAAGACAUGAGAACGGAGGGUUCGAUUGCAUUUAUUUUUCUUUUCUUCGUUGUCUGUAAACUGGUGUGCUUCUUUGUUUUGUUACAAAAUGCUCAAUAGAUGUCCUUGAAAAUAAGUCUGUGAAUGGCAACAUGUGGAGAGUUCACCUCUAGUGACAUGUCCAGAGUGCUUUUAAAUGAUGCAAGUAGUGGUCAUAGGACAAGUCGGGUAGUCAGGUGUUACACACACACAGGCCGUCUUUCACACACACCCACACACACUCCUCCUCCUGACAGGAGUCUUACACCAGGUAACACCAGGUUCAACUUUUUUCUUUUUAACAGCAGUUUCGACCUGUGGAGGUCUUCCUCACACAGAGUGGUGUGUUUUGUUUUCUUGUCAUCUGU